AUGACACAAUUGCCGGAUUCAAAGUGGUCUCACUUAGCGGCUGAUUUUUAUGGCCCAUUGCCAUCCGGGGAACACCUUCUUGUAGUCAUAGAUGAGUAUUCAAGAUUCCCGGAGGUCGAAAUAGUUAGGUCACUUGCAGCAAAGACUGUCAUUCCGGUAUUAGAUAAACUAUUUUCAUCGCGAGGAAUACCUGACAAGUUCAAAACUGAUAACGGCCCACCAUUCAAUGGAGACGAAUUUAAAGCUUUUGCGCGUGGUCUAGGGUUUAAACACCAAAGAAUAACUCCAUGUUGGCCAGAGGCCAAUGGAUGUGCGGAGCGAUUCAUGAAAACAAUUGGCAAGGUGUGCAAAUGCGCCCAAGUGGAAGGUAAAUCAUGGAAAAAAGAACUAUACAAAUUCUUACGCAACCAUCGCGCCACUCCCCACACGUCGACUGGCAUCCCGCCAGCAACGAUAGCAAAUGGUAAGCCGUUAAAAACUAAGCUUCCACAGAUACCUGAGGUUGGUUGUAUGCCAGAAGUGAUACAUGACAAAUUAAAACUCAAUGAUAAACAGUCAAAACAAAAAAUGAAAACACAUGCUGAAAUUAAGCGAAACAUAAAACCAUCUAGCAUCCAAGUGGGUGAUAAAGCAUUAAUCAAAAACUUAGAGAAAG
This is a messenger RNA of Anneissia japonica, 655 nucleotides long. RefSeq lists its product as uncharacterized. Gene Ontology annotation, biological process: DNA integration. The record is from RefSeq and is a predicted model, not a curated record. Lineage: Eukaryota; Metazoa; Echinodermata; Crinoidea; Comatulida; Comatulidae. The annotation marks the transcript as partial. The transcript has a single exon. Gene Ontology annotation, molecular function: nucleic acid binding.